Odontomachus brunneus is the source of this 538-nucleotide messenger RNA. RefSeq lists its product as uncharacterized. Bases 55 to 516 code for a protein of 153 amino acids. The transcript is spliced from 2 exons. The record is from RefSeq and is a predicted model, not a curated record. NCBI's taxonomy places the organism in Eukaryota, Metazoa, Arthropoda, Insecta, Hymenoptera, Formicidae.
CCCGGGGCGCGACUGCUUACAUUUAUCGAUUUAAACCGAGCCUCGAUAUACGAGAUGGAGCGAGCGACCGAGGACGAUGUAGACGGCAUCGCCGACCAAAACAACGGGAGAAGGUUAGACGCGAGCGCAGAAACGAACGCGGAAAAUCGCGAAAAUUUUGCGUUGGACAAUAAAGAGUCUCAAGAGCAAGAAGAAGAAAAGGAAAGAGAAAUCGCAGAGGAUGUGUACGGAAGGACUGAGUCUCUUAUCUGGGACCAAGCACUGCGAGGACAUGAAGGAUAUGGAGAGGGGUUGUACGGAGAACGGAGUCUGGAGGACGAGGAAACGAAAGAGGGAAAGAGCGCGCCGUCUUCUGCGACAAUCGUCACGGCGGAAAAGUCCGACGAGGAAGUGCGAGACGUGGUGGGGCCCGAUCACGUGCUCGCCGAGAUACCAGUCGAGGUUCGCAUAAACUUGUCAUUCACCAUCAUUCUACCCGUGGAAUUACUGUGCCUCACGACCUUCGUAAUAUCCUAAGGACUCGAGCCUCCCCUCUCAU